UCGUGUAAAGUGCAUAGAAAACGAAAUUAAUUCAUAAAAUUAUCCGGAAGCAGUUAGAAAUAUUUAAACAAGCUUUUUUGUUUUUCUUGUGCAUUUGGGUUAAUUUUGAUAUAAAGUUAAAACCUAAGUACUGAAGUUGAAUUAUAACACCAAUAAUAGUGGACUAAACAGCGGCGAUAAUUUAGAAUGGUGAGAAUAUUCAAGCAAGGUAUAUCAGCGGAAAGGCAAAGAGACCAAAAACGCAUAUAAAAAAAAAAAUAUAUAUAUCAAAAAGGAAAGGGACUUUUCAGGCGUCGUCGUCGUCGUUUUCUUGGUAUACAGAUUUGUAUUGCAAGCGGUACAACUUUGAAUUUAUUACAAACAUUUUGGAUUUGAAAUUUUUUAUUACACUGAUACAUAUAAUACAGUAGUAAAUUAAAUUGUGUACACUGCUUUCCCACAAUCAAACAUAAAAAUUUCACAAUGACCAACAUGGAGAAGCAACAUGAAAUGGUAAAACGCAGUCUGGUGCAGUUCAUUAGUGCUCACAUUCCAGGUGCAGAUUUUAGUGUAGUGGACGAAAUAGUUUUGCAAUAUAUUAUCUCCAUUUUGGAGGAAGCUUCACAAGAUCCAUGUUUCGAUAUUGAGGAUUUCGUUGAAAUGAUGGGCGCUUAUUUUGCCGAGUUCUCCUCAAUUGACCAGGGUAUUAUUUGCGAAUGGAUAUAUAAAUUGGCAAAUGAAUUGAACGAAAUGGAAAAGAAUCAAGGAAAUCAAAGUUCUACAAAUUUAUCUUUGAAUUCAUUGAGCCUUUCUGAUAUUAUACCCGAAUCAAAAUUACGUGCACGUAAUGCUUCCAUUUCUGAAAAGGAUGAACAGACCAUAAAUGGCAACUGCGCAGGUGGGGCCGGGCCUAAGCGCGCACAGCAUUUAUCAGAAACUAGUGAUGGUGGUUCUACUGAUAGCUCUACUUGCGAUUAUUAUUUGGAUGAAGCCGAGGUUUUGCAAGAAAUGUUUCCAGACACAGCCUAUGUAGAGGUAAAACAUUGCAUCGCUAUAGCUAAAGGCGAUAUUGACAGCGCAACUCAAAUUCUAUUGCACCGCCAAGAGACUGGCCAAAGUUUGACCGACAAAUCCAUUACAAUUACUGGACGUAAAAAUAUUGUUGUAGAUGAUGCCGAACUAAAAAAUCGUAUUAUUGAGAGAUACUCAUACGUUGAUAAAAAUGCCACUCAGCGUGAAUACAAGCCAAUGGUACCGAAAUUCGAACCAAAGAAAUUGGUUCGCUACAGAGAUAACAAGAUUGUUUCUUUGAAAGGCGAACGCUAUACUGAAGUUAAGCGCGACGAGGAAGCUGAGUUAAAAAAACCCAAAAAGCAACUUCAACCGUAACUAAAGUUGUUGAAAUCCUGCUAUAAGUAUUUUAUAAAAAAGUUAAAACUGCUAAAACAACAACAAAAGCAACCAUUUGACGAAUAUAACAAGCAACCGCUUCAACAUUUAAAUCACCAUUUGAUAUUAAAAAAUUUGAAAGAAAUGAUCACUAUUAUAUCACUGAUAAUUGCACAUAAAAACGAAUCCACACUACCAAUAACACUCAAACAACUGCUUACGCUAAAAAGAACUAAACUAUUGGUUGAAAUACUUGAAAUCUCAACGACGAUUAAUGAAACCCAACUAGUUACAAAUUUUGCUGUCACAGUAACAAUUCUAGUAUUGAAGUCAUUAAUCUCCAAAAAUACAUUGCUCCCUAAGCGAUUUACAAUUUUCAAAGCGCUCGAACACCAAUGUAAAACUAAUUCCAAUUCCGUAUUCCCAAACGCUUAUAAUAUGACAGCGAAGUGCAUUUCAAAUUUAUACUCUAGAUGUGAAACUUUUGUGAUUUCCAAUACUAUUACUAGGAUAAUUGAAUAUUUAUUGUACACUAAAUCUCACGGCCAUACGAAUUUUGUGUAUCGCUGCAGCUAUUUAUCCAAUAUUUUACAGCGUAAAAGUCAAAAUAGUUUUAUUAUAUUUAUUUGUAAUAUUAUGUUUAUUUUUUAUUUAAUUUUUAUUUUUUUUAUUGAAUUAGCGUGGAACGCUUUACAAACAUCCUAUAAUAAUUUAGUAAUAUUUAUUGUUUUUGGCAAGCUACAACCAGAAUAUGAAAUUAGUGAUAAUUUAAAAUUUUUAUGAGUUAAUAUUCUGUUUCGAGAAAUAAGUUGAUUUUACAACUGUCGAUAUUUGCUACUACUAUUUAAUAGGAAAUUAUGACAACGUCGGUACGCUGAUGGUUUUGCAUGGAGCUAGCAUUGUGAUAAAUGCAUAAGCGAA
Bactrocera latifrons is the source of this 2289-nucleotide messenger RNA. Its product is annotated as CUE domain-containing protein 2. Lineage: Eukaryota; Metazoa; Arthropoda; Insecta; Diptera; Tephritidae. The transcript is spliced from 4 exons. The coding region runs from base 463 to 1368 and encodes 301 amino acids. The record is from RefSeq and is a predicted model, not a curated record.